AUGUCGCUGAUGGGGGCUUGGGGGGCUGGGACUUUAAAGUGUGGCAAUGGUGCCUUCUGUCACAACUUCAUCAUUGUUCUCAUUUCUCCAGACACCUCGGGGCCCCAAUUAGCUUGGACAAAACCGCAAUAUUUCCAGCACGAGAUCUGGUCAAAUCUGGGCAUCUUUCCCUCAAAAUUCACACUUUUGGAGAUUAAGAGCUUAGUGUCAGGUCUAUCGUUGUUGCAAAAGCUACCUGUACAGCGAUUGUUGAGCCUCUGGAGGCCCAAAUCAUCGUCCACAUUGUGGAAUCUGAAAAUGGCCUCGAAUUCAAGAGCCAAAGGGAACGCUGGCGGUGGGGAUGAGACACCAGGAAAUAGACAACCAAAGACAACGCCUUCCCACAGAGGGACACGAUAUAAGGAAAAAUUUCAGAUGCUCCGAGAAAAAUAUGACCAAGUGAAUGCUGACCAUGUAAUGGAGGGGUACAGGAAGUAG
Molecule: messenger RNA, 477 nt
Organism: Serpula lacrymans var. lacrymans S7.9
Lineage: Eukaryota; Fungi; Basidiomycota; Agaricomycetes; Boletales; Serpulaceae
Exons: 8
Coding region: 1-477 (158 amino acids)
Source: RefSeq, a predicted model, not a curated record